AUGGAGAGCAGGGAGGACAAAUCCCCGCAGCAGAACCUCGUGGAAGAGGCCGUUUUGAGCGACUCCACAGUGCAGGAAUCUAACGAGGAAAACCCCCGUCAAUCGUACAGGAGGAAGGGCUGCAAACGCAGAUUGCGAGGAUCUGAGGAGGAAAGACCCAGACUGUGCCAGGGAGAUGGGCAGAGUUUCAGCCAGAGCUCAGAGCUGGUGGUCCCUGAGCAGCAUCAUGAUGGGGAGAAGCCCUACAAGUGCUUGGAGUGUGGGAAGAGCUUCAGGCAGAGCAGCACCCUGAUCUGCCAUCAGAUGAUCCACACCGGGGAAUGGCCCUACAAGUGUGGGGAGUGUGGGAAGGGCUUCAGCUGCAGCUCCAAACUUGUCUUCCACCAACGCGGCCACACUGGAGAGAGGCCCUAUGAAUGUCCCGAGUGUCAGAAGAGGUUUCACACCAGCUCUGAACUCCUUGUACAUCAGCGGAUUCACACGGAUGAGAGGCCCUUCCGCUGCCCUGACUGCAGGAAGGGCUUCAAGCACAACUCCAGCCUCAUCAACCAUCAGCGCAUCCACACUGGGGAGAGGCCCUACGAGUGUGGGGAAUGUGGGAUGAGCUUCAGGCAGAGAUUCAGCCUGAACUGCCACCAGAGGAUCCACACCAGGGAACGGCCCUAUGAGUGUGGGGAAUGUGGGAAGAGCUUCAGCCAGAGGUCCCACCUGAUCAUCCACCAGAGGAUCCACACUGGGGAGAGGCCCUACGAGUGUCCUCAAUGUGGGAAGAGCUUCACCCAGAGCUCUCACUUGACCCGACACCAACAGAAGCACUGGUAAGGGAAGCCCUGUGAGUGCCCCGACUGCAGGAAGACCUUCGUGCACUGCUCCAAUUCCAUCCCCCAUAGGAGGACCCAUGUUGGGCAGAGCCCUGGUGACCCACAUUCCAAGUGAUCCCUGCUGAGAAGACACCUGUAAGGUGGUUUCCACAUUCUCCUAGUUUCCCAUAGGCACCUGGAUGAACACAGAGGCAGGAACAUCCAUAAGGACACUGAUCUAAACCAGAAAUUCAUUGGGAGGAAGUGAUUUGUUGACUUUAUACCCCCAAAAAUAUCACCUGCUCUGUCAAGUUAUUCUGGUGGCAGAUCAAGCAGCGCUGCAUGAUCUUGGAGGUCGUUUCCAUCUAAAUAAUUUCCUUCUUCACCCAGUCUAAACAACCAAAACUGGAGUGAAAAUAAAGAAGUUAAACUAA
Messenger RNA from Taeniopygia guttata (zebra finch), 1234 nucleotides. NCBI's taxonomy places the organism in Eukaryota, Metazoa, Chordata, Aves, Passeriformes, Estrildidae. The record is from RefSeq and is a predicted model, not a curated record.